AGAAAGCCGAGGCAGCCGCAGAACAAAGCGAAGCGGGGGGGAAGGAAGAAGAAAAGCAAAGGGAAAAACGCACACAAGGUUGAACGAGAAUGACGAAAGACCAAGGAGGAGGAGGAGGAGGAGGUGAAGAAGAAGAAGAAGAAGAUAUAGUUUGUUUGGAUGAAUCGUUCUUUAUCAAUGACGAUUACCAAUUGACGACUUUCACAUUUGGGUCUCAUGUUCUUCAGCUACUCUGCCUUCACUCUGCUUCCACUGAUUUUGAUUUGACAGGGCAACUGGUGUGGCCUGGUGCCACAAUCUUAAACAAUUAUCUCUCUAAUCAUACUGAGAUGCUUCAGGGUUGUUCUGUACUCGAGUUAGGAUCUGGUGUGGGUGUCACUGGGAUUCUUUGCAGCAGAUUCUGUUCAAGAGUCGUGUUGACGGACCACAAUGAUGAAGUUCUCAAGAUCCUUAAUAAGAACAUAGAGAUUCAGUCGUCCUCUGAGAAUCCUUAUCCUUGUGCUGAAUUACAUGCUGAGAAGCUAGACUGGGGGAACUCGGAUCAAGCCAACCAAAUUCUCCAAAAAUCGAAUGGUGGUUUCGAUCUGAUUCUCGGAGCCGAUAUCUAUAUCCUUUUGACUCUGCUCUUUUGCGUUUUCAUAUUCAUGUAUUCGUGCUGCAAUCUCAUAGUGUGCUUUAAGUUUGGGAAAAGAAAACUGUGCAUCCAAAUUUCAAUCCUUGACAGUGGGUUAACGUUUUCAGCAGUCGAGCAUCUGUCCGCUUUUUGACACUGUGGAACAGUUGCUUCGCUUUCAAAGAGGCAAAACCAAGUUCAUAUUGGCUUAUGUGUCCCGAGCUAAAGCGAUGGACUCAUUAGUAAUUAAACAAGCUGCGCAACAUGGAAUGAAGGUGAAGGAAGUAACUGGUACUCGAUCCAUUGUAGGCAACCAUGAAGGAGUCAUCUUUGACAUUUCACUUGAGUAGUGAAGCAAUGAAUCUCUCUCGGUUUUCUAUCUUCGCUUGGGGACAGAUAUCAAGUUUGCAGACGUUGGGAGGUUUCCAGAAGAUUAUGUGCACAAAUCGAGAUUGCUUGUGGCUGAUGAAUGAACUAGCAGGUCGUCUUUAAGGGACUUGAGGGAGCCAGCCACUAGUACUUUUCUAGGCCUAUUAUGCCAUUGUUGGCCUCGAUGGAAGUUCAUCUUCCGAAAUUUUGAUGAUUCUCAUGUUUUGAAAUUGCUUCGUAGAAAUUCAUUUCUACACAUCAAGAUUGGAAACAAGUUGCUUGCCGGUAGUUUUACCAUGCAUGUAUCCUUUUUGUUCACUUUACUUGAGAG
Linum tenue is the source of this 1313-nucleotide messenger RNA. The record is from the annotation of a GenBank genome assembly. NCBI's taxonomy places the organism in Eukaryota, Viridiplantae, Streptophyta, Magnoliopsida, Malpighiales, Linaceae.